Molecule: messenger RNA, 1249 nt
Organism: Mustela erminea (ermine)
Lineage: Eukaryota; Metazoa; Chordata; Mammalia; Carnivora; Mustelidae
Gene: TEX261
Product: testis expressed 261
Exons: 6
Coding region: 130-720 (196 amino acids)
Biological process (GO): endoplasmic reticulum to Golgi vesicle-mediated transport
Cellular component (GO): COPII-coated ER to Golgi transport vesicle; endoplasmic reticulum membrane; Golgi membrane
Molecular function (GO): COPII receptor activity
Source: RefSeq, a predicted model, not a curated record
GCGGCGGCUCACGGCCCUCUAGCCGUCCGCGGGGCGGGGACGCGGCGACGGUGGCGGCGGCUCCGUGUCGCCGGAGCCGAAGCGCGCAGGCCCGUCCCGGCGCUCGGGGGCGGGCGGGGCGGGGGCGCCAUGUGGUUCAUGUACGUGCUCAGCUGGCUUUCGCUCUUCAUCCAGGUGGCCUUCAUCACGCUGGCCGUCGCGGCUGGACUUUAUUACCUGGCAGAACUGAUAGAAGAAUAUACAGUGGCCACCAGCAGGAUCAUAAAAUACAUGAUCUGGUUCUCCACAGCUGUGCUGAUUGGCCUCUACGUGUUUGAGCGCUUCCCCACCUUCAUGAUUGGCGUGGGCCUCUUCACCAACCUCGUCUACUUUGGCCUCCUCCAGACCUUCCCCUUCAUCAUGCUGACCUCGCCUAACUUCAUCCUUUCAUGCGGGCUAGUGGUGGUGAAUCAUUACCUAGCGUUUCAGUUUUUUGCAGAAGAAUAUUACCCUUUCUCAGAGGUCCUGGCCUAUUUCACUUUCUGUCUGUGGAUAAUCCCGUUUGCGUUCUUUGUGUCCCUGUCGGCUGGGGAAAACGUCCUGCCCUCCACCGUGCAGCCAGGAGAUGACGUGGUCUCCAAUUACUUCACCAAAGGCAAGCGGGGCAAACGCUUAGGGAUCCUGGUUGUCUUCUCCUUCAUCAAAGAGGCCAUUCUACCCAGUCGUCAGAAGAUAUACUGAACCCCUUGGGGAGGGGAUGCGGGGACAAGAUCAGGAGAGUCGGGGCCUGGGCCUCUGCACUAGAUGGGGGCUGUGAGCCUGGAAGGCACCGUCCCCUGGCCCUGGCCCUUGUCCCCUUGACUCUCCCUGAAGCCCUCAACCCUCUCCUUCCUUGAAGGGCUCAGCUUGGCUCAGAUCUGACGCUGCUAGAGGCUGUGACCUCAGAGGGCACCGGGGAGGAUGGCAGAGCCUGCUUAGCCAGGCGGCCACGGUCCCUCUGGUUAGGCAGAAGCUGAGCUCUCUGUGACCCUCCUGCCCGCUUCCGUGGUGUCAGGAGGUUCUGGCUCAGCUGGGGCAGGCAGGGCAGGAGCUAUGAAGCUGGAGACCAGAUAGGAAUAAGUUCUCUGGGCACAUGGCUGUGGGGAGGGGCCGUGGCUUGGCAUUUCUGAGAGAAAUAGUUUUUGCUGUUGAACUGUGAUUUCUGUCCCAAGUGCUGGUUCCCAUUUGAAUAAAGAUUCUAGGUGGCACUGUUUGCCUUAAUAUCCUGAAA